AUGGCGCUUCUCUGUCCAUUCGUGGGCUACAGAUUCCGUACGCAGAAGAAGGGAGAUAAUAGUGUCCAUGAGGAGAAGGGAGAUAAUAGUGUCCAUGGAGAGAAGGGAGAUAAUAGUGUCCAUGGGGAGAAGGGAGAUAAUAGUGUCCAUGGGGAGAAGGGAGAUAAUAGUGUCCAUGAAGAGAAGGGAGAUACUAGUGUCCAUGGAGAGAAGGGAGAUACUAGUGUCCAUGGAGAGAAGGGAGAUACUAGUGUCCAUGGAGAGAAGGGAGAUACUAGUGUCCAUGGAGAGAAGGGAGAUAAUAGUGUCCAUGGAGAGAAGGGAGAUAAUAGUGUCCAUGGGGAGAAGGGAGAUAAUAGUGUCCAUGGGGAGAAGGGAGAUAAUAGUGUCCAUGGGGAGAAGGGAGAUAAUAGUGUCCAUGGGGAGAAGGGAGAUAAUAGUGUCCAUGGGGAGAAGGGAGAUAAUAGUGUCCAUGAAGAGAAGGGAGAUACUAGUGUCCAUGGAGAGAAGGGAGAUACUAGUGUCCAUGGAGAGAAGGGAGAUACUAGUGUCCAUGGAGAGAAGGGAGAUAAUAGUGUCCAUGGAGAGAAGGGAGAUAAUAGUGUCCAUGGAGAGAAGGGAGAUAAUAGUGUCCAUGGAGAGAAGGGAGAUAAUAGUGUCCAUGGAGAGAAGGGAGAUAAUAGUGUCCAUGGGGAGAAGGGAGAUAAUAGUGUCCAUGGGGAGAAGGGAGAUAAUAGUGUCCAUGGAGAAAAGGGAGAUAAUAGUGUCCAUGAGGAGAAGGGAGAUAAUAGUGUCCAUGAGGAGAAGGGAGAUAAUAGUGUCCACGGGGAGAAGGGAGAUAAUAGUGUCCAUGGAGAGAAGGGAGAUAAUAGUCUCCAUGGGGAGAAGGGAGAUAAUAGUGUCCAUGGAGAGAAGGGAGAUAAUAGUGUCCAUGGAGAGAAGGGAGAUAAUAGUGUCCAUGGAGAGAAGGGAGAUAAUAGUGUCCAUGGAGAGAAGGGAGAUAAUAGUGUCCAUGGGGAGAAGGGAGAUAAUAGUGUCCAUGGAGAGAAGGGAGAUAAUAGUGUCCAUGGAGAGAAGGGAGAUAAUAGUGUCCAUGGAGAGAAGGGAGAUAAUAGUGUCCAUGGGGAGAAGGGAGAUAAUAGUGUCCAUGGAGAAAAGGGAGAUAAUAGUGUCCAUGAGGAGAAGGGAGAUAAUAGUGUCCACGGGGAGAAGGGAGAUAAUAGUGUCCAUGGAGAGAAGGGAGAUAAUAGUCUCCAUGGGGAGAAGGGAGAUAAUAGUGUCCACGGAGAGAAGGGAGAUAAUAGUGUCCAUGGAGAGAAGGGAGAUAAUAGUGUCCAUGGAGAGAAGGGAGAUAAUAGUGUCCACGGGGAGAAGGGAGAUAAUAGUGUCCAUGGAGAGAAGGGAGAUAAUAGUGUCCAUGGAGAGAAGGGAGAUAAUAGUGUCCAUGGGGAGAAGGGAGAUAAUAGUGUCCAUGGAGAGAAGGGAGAUAAUAGUGUCCAUGGGGAGAAGGGAGAUAAUAGUGUCCAUGGAGAGAAGGGAGAUAAUAGUGUCCAUGUGGAGAAGGGAGAUAAUAGUGUCCAUGGAGAGAAGGGAGAUAAUAGUGUCCAUGGAGAGAAGGGAGAUAAUAGUGUCCAUGGGGAGAAGGGAGAUAAUAGUGUCCAUGGAGAGAAGGGAGAUAAUAGUGUCCAUGGAGAGAAGGGAGAUAAUAGUGUCCAUGGAGAGAAGGGAGAUAAUAGUGUCCAUGGAGAGAAGGGAGAUAAUAGUGUCCAUGGAGAGAAGGGAGAUAAUAGUGUCCACGGGGAGAAGGGAGAUAAUAGUGUCCAUGAGGAGAAGGGAGAUACUAGUGUCCAUGGAGAGAAGGGAGAUAAUAGUGUCCACGGGGAGAAGGGAGAUAAUAGUGUCCAUGGAGAGAAGUGA
Messenger RNA from Salvelinus namaycush (lake trout), 1917 nucleotides. Its product is annotated as collagen alpha-1(IV) chain-like. The transcript has 2 exons. Gene Ontology annotation, molecular function: calcium ion binding. NCBI's taxonomy places the organism in Eukaryota, Metazoa, Chordata, Actinopteri, Salmoniformes, Salmonidae. The record is from RefSeq and is a predicted model, not a curated record. Bases 1 to 1917 code for a protein of 638 amino acids.